CAUACUUCUAGGUACCCAGUGAAAUAGAUCAAUUUUCAGGGAUGUCUGAAAUUAGCCAUUUACCCAUUAAUGCAGAAACAUGUCUAGCACUCAACAGAACAUAUCAAGAACUCAUUCUUGAAUCAUUGAAAAAAAUUGAAUUGGCACUGAAUGAAAACAGGGAAAAACAGAGAGUAUUAGAAGAAGGACUGGAAGUGAAAUCUGCUGGGGGCUCCAAAAGUACAGAAAAACAAGGAAAUAAAAGGAAAUGUUCCACCAUGUUUUGUAAACCAUAUUUUAAAGACAAGGAUCAGAAGGUGCCCCCUCCUAAUACAGAUGUUCAGAUGAAAAAAAUGACACAAGAACACAAACAAGAUAUAACACCACCUCUGCCAUGGAGUGUUGGUCAAAGGUGUAAACUGCAGGAAGCGGUGAAGGAGGAAGCCCUGAAACAAAAGCUUGUCCCCAUCAUGAACAGAAAAGAAGUUUAUGUUGAAAAAGUCAAGAAUCUGGAAUCCGAGCUGGUGAAAAUAAACAUAGAUAAGUCAGAGGUGGAAGCUGAAGGGGAAGAUGGGUCCAAUUUGAUUGAACUGAAUGAACUACAUGAGAGAGGACAGAAAAUGGAACAAGAGCUUGCAGAAUGGCAGGAGAAGAUAGAGCAGCUAGACAAAGACAUGGAGAAAGAUAAGAAGACAUCAGAAAUUGAGCUGCUGUUCAGUGUUGAUAGUGAGAAGGUGGACUGGCUAAUGAUUGCCAACUUCAUUUUUGGUGGUAAGCGAGAGGAGAAGGAGUGUGAGAUCAUGUGGAACAAUGUACUGCACCCCUCCAUUAACAAGGAGAAAUGGUCCACCCAGGAGACCAAACAUCUCCAGGAACUGGCCAAUAAAUACAGUAUGAGGAACUGGCCUGCCAUCGCACAGGAACUAGGGACAGGAAGAACUCCCUUUCAAUGUCUGCAGUUCUACCAGCACAGUCUCAAUGAUGCCUACCACAACAGGCCCUGGUCAGAGGAGGAAGAUGAAAUGUUAAAGGAAGUCGUGGACAGUGUCAGGGUUGGAAACAAAAUCUCUUUUGCUCAAGUGUCCUACUUCAUGGAUGGGAGGAGUCAGAAUCAGUGCUUAGCCAGGUGGAACCAGAUUAACCCAAAUACGAAAAGAGGACGAUGGACUCUUCAAGAGGACUGUUUGCUGAUGACUGCGGUUCAGAUGCAUGGUGCUAAGAACUGGCGACUGGUACAGGAGUAUGUGCCAGGCCGUACAGCCCUGCAGUGUAGAGACAGAUAUAAUCACUGUCUGAAUCCCGCCAUCACCUCUCCCGAGCCCUGGACGUACGAGGAGGACAAGAGGCUACUGAAACAUGUCUACACCAUGAUGGAUACAGAAAAUGCUGUGAAAUGGACAAAGUUGGCAUUGGAGUUCCCAGGUCGUACGGACAAUCAGCUACUCGGCCGAUACAAAAGAUUACAGACCUGGGAGAUGAAGACUUCAUGGUUGGCUGAACAGUCGAAACAGCAAAGAAGAGAUUUGGGUGUUAUGGAAGGAGAGGAGCUUCAGAAGGAAAUAAUUAAAAAAGAGCCAAGCAUAUGUUUUCAGGAGACAGAGCAGUUAUUCCCUGACGUUGUUAAAGAGGACUAUCUGAAACAAAUGGAGGACAGAAAGAGAGGUGAUAUAGUGGUCCCCAGACCUCCUGUGAUGACUAAAAACAACACCCGGUGCUUUAAAGCAGUCUGGGAACGGAAGAAGCAGUUACAUAGCCUGGUCAGCCAGCACCUACAGAACCUUAACUCAGCAGUGCCACAUAACAGCACUGCCAUUAAGGAAUUCAAUUCUCUUGGUGCUCUGAAUAAAGACCAACAGAAGGCUGUACAGAACAUGAUGUCGAACCAACCCAAUCAGAUUACUGUCAGGGACAUGCUUAACCUGACCAGGAAAAUAGCAAGGGCAGAAAACUGUCGAGAGGCCCGGACCAAGAGAUGGGAACAGGACAUUCUGUAUGAUGAGCAAGUAAAAGACGUCCUGAUCUGGAAGUGCUUCCAUUCCCUCAUGGUGGAGAAAAGAAUUGGACGUCCAAGGAAAUUCUACUUGUUCAGUCCUUCAGGUAGAAAGCCCCAUGUUGCUGAAGAUGAAGAGGAUGAAAAUGUCGAAAAAAUCACAGAUAUCACACUGACUCUGUUAAUGAAUGCUUUAGAUCUUGAUUACAAAAAAGCUUUGAUGAAGAGCAAGCAUAUGGACAUAAAUGAUCCCACAGUGAAGGAAGACAUUGCUUUCUUGAGAAGAGUCACUCCCAGCAUAUUACCAUCUAAUCCAGCUGAGAAACGAUUCACUAGUCCCAAUAUUCAGAAUGUGUCUGCUUCACCAGCACCAACUCGUACUGGACCGGCCAGGACCACAGUUCUGUCUACAGGAAGAUCAUCAGCUUCUGAAAGUCAGAAUAAUCCAUCAACAUCCACAGCGCAGAGUUCACAAAGUCAAAACAAUCCUUCCACAUCCUCAGACAAGAAUUCACAAAAUCAGAACACUUCAUCAACAGAACAAAUUUCGCAAAGUCAAAAGACUCUGUCACCAUCCACAGUGCAGAAAUCACAAAGUCAGAACACUCCUUCAUCCACAGGAAAGAAUUCAGCAGGUGGACAAAACAAGGGGCCAGACUUGGAUCGGAAUACGCAGUCUAGUGGAACUCGUCAAGGUAAUGUUAUAUGUCAACAGGAUAAAACUACAUGUAUGUCAGUUAACACACGGAAGAGGAAGGCAGGAGGAGGUGAAGAGGAACAGGUUAAACAAAAGAAAUCCAAAGAAACUUCAUCUCUGUCAAACAAAAACAAGGACUCUGCUGAAUAUACAGUUAAUACCAGUAACAAAACCACUGUAAAUGGUACCACUAAAUCACAGGCAGGUAGAAAUUCUGUUACAACUGGAGGGGCACAAACAGUACCAAACAUAAAUCAGGCCACAACAGCACAGAGACCUACAACAGCAUCCCAGCCCUCUGCUAUUCCAUCUGGGACUAGAGUCAUUAAACUUCCUCCAGGUGUCAAGCUCAAACCAGGUGACAAAAUACAAGACAUUCUAGCAGCUCAUAAAGCGUCUAUGUCUCCAACAUCUCAAUCCCAGCAAUCGCCUCCAGGACAAAGUGUCCAAGGCUCCCAGAAUCCACCGCAGACUCAGACCACUGCUGGGAGGGAAGCCACUAGUAGGGGAGGGGGGUCUCAGGCUCAGAAACAGAGUGUGGUGGUGAUCAGGCCUCCUAGUGGAAUACAGGACCCCAACAGGGUCAAGAUCCUGCCCCCCGGGACUGUCACAACCUCUGCCUUCAAAAGCCUGCUACUACACAGAAAAUAUCUGAUGAAAAAAGCAGAUGAAGUAUACAGCAGACCGUUUUACAAAGUUCGAGGUGAAGAGCUCCAAAAGAGAAUAAUCAUGGAACUGGCCAAACAGUCUGGAGUAAAAGUGGAGGAGAAUGUCACCGAGAGUGCACAUAGAGCGGGAACAUUGACUGAAACAAUACAUGCUGCUGACAAUUCUAUAGUCAGUGACGUGACAGUCAACAUACUGAAAAAACGUAACAAAACUAAUGUUCAUAAGGAUGCUCUGGCAAAAGUGAGAAGAAGCAAGGAGUAUAAGAUGUUACAGAAGAGAUUCGAAGCUCUGUUUGCCUGGCCUGCCCUAUUAUCCACCAUUUGUCCAGAUAAUGUAGAAAAUCCUGCCAAAAGUAUGCCGACUAGUGUACAAAACACUAAGAAGAAAAAUGUCUAUCCAAAGGUCAUAACAAAAAAGGGUACACCAUACACUGUUGUUGACAAAAGUGAGUUGAAUAAAAAAGACCAACCGGUCUGGAGGAAAAAGGCCAGGAAGCCUUCUUAUCCUUGUGUGAAAAGUAAACAUACCUGGAGGAGAGUUGUUAUGGACAGAGAACUGAAGAAAAUAAAGAGAGAAGCCAGGAUGAAAAAGCUGCGGGAAACAUUGGAAAAGAAGCGAAGGGGAGAGUUUCAACCAAAGAAAAAGGAAAAGAGAACUGUCACCACCACAAGUACACGCAAGAGUCAACGAAUGGUAGUGAAAAGAAGUUUGCCAUAUUCAUCAGAGACGCAAGAGGCCUCUGCCCCCAAAAAGCUGAAACGGGUUGUGAGGAAGAAAAACCAAGGAAACAAAGCGCAAAACUCAGAUGGUAAAAACUUCCAGCUACUAGGGGAUGCUGUUGUACCAGUGGCUUUGAUCAGCAACAUCUCAUCCUCCAUUGCAAAUGGCAGCAUUGCCGGCGGUAACGGGGAAAACACUGUGUCAGUAUCUCACCCCUUCCCAGUCGUUCAAUCAAUAAAUAGCAUUGGUGGACAGAUAUCUUCAACAGUGGGUGGUGAAUCUACCCUUGCAGUGAGUAAUGGACCUACAACAUUGCCCCUACAAGAAGGAACCCUGCCUUUAGUGGCUAUAACUGACAUGCAUAUCCAGACUCUACCCUCCACAAGUGGAGAGGGGGAACCCCCAGUUGUUUUUGCCUUUUUGCCAUCUGCUCUGGGUGAUGGUCAGUUAGAACAAAUACAAGUUACAGAAAGUAUGGAGAUACCGGGAACAUCCUCCUCUGACAAUGUGAUGCAGGUUUUCCCUGUCAGCGAUCAGGAACAGAUAAAAGACAUUCAGUAGUGUCUGUAUACAACUACCAACUAAUGAAGCAUAUCAUUUUUAGUUGUAAUGCUCCAAUGAUUUGAAAAAUUUUUAGAUUAGAAAAAUCACGGAUGACUGACAUACUCAGGUAGUCUCACAAUGAGACAAUUUAAGCUCACCUGCUUAAGGCUGAAGGCUCAAGUGAGCUUUUCUGAUCACAUUUUGUCCAUCAUCCAUUUGUCUGUUUGUAAACUUAUCACAUUUUCCACUUCUUCCCGAGAACCACUAAACCAAUUUUAAUCAAGGGGAGAUAAUCAAGAAAAAAAACAAAAAUAGGGUGGGGUCAUUAUAAAAUCUCCUCAAGAACCACUGGCCAGAAAAGCUGAAAUUUAUGUGGAAGCAUCCUAGGGGUAGUGUAGAUUCUAAAUUGUUCAAACCAUGACCGCUGGGGGUAGGGCUGAGUUUUACAUUGAAUUAUAUAAGAAAAAUCUUUAAAAAACUUUUUCUCAUGAACCAGUGGGCCAGAGAAGCUGAAACUUAAGUGGAAGCAUCCUGGGGUAGCGUAGAUUCUAAAUUGUCCAAAUCAAGACCCCUGGGGGUAGGGUGGGGUCACAAUAGGUAUAACAAGGGGAUGGCAUCUGUUGAGGAGCAAUAGCCAAAUUUAGUCAGGUGAGCAAUGUGACCCAUGGGCCUCUUGUUUGAUUCAUCUUCUUUAUUAAGUGUCAUUUUUUUUGAUUCAGUAUAAACUUUUCUUCAUGCCUGUUAUGUUAUUUAUUAAAAACUAUAUUGUACACUACAUAUCUUAUCCCACAGCUCAAGCGUUAUAUGGAAGAAAGACAUUCUUCCCUAUCAUUGUGUAAGACUCUGGAACUCAUCAGACUAAUUAGUUUGACCUGUUUAGCAGCAUGUAGUUUGUGAGAAAUGAUAUUUGUGUUAAGUACCGUAUACAUUGGCAUAUUAUGUUUACAUGUUUACUUUUGUCAAUUCAGCCAGUUAUGUUUGGUUUUGAAAUAAAAAAUUGUUACAG
This is a messenger RNA of Saccostrea cuccullata (small rock oyster), 5604 nucleotides long. RefSeq lists its product as uncharacterized. The record is from RefSeq and is a predicted model, not a curated record. Gene Ontology annotation, cellular component: snRNA-activating protein complex. The transcript has 21 exons. Gene Ontology annotation, molecular function: RNA polymerase II cis-regulatory region sequence-specific DNA binding; RNA polymerase III type 3 promoter sequence-specific DNA binding. The coding region runs from base 42 to 4616 and encodes 1524 amino acids. Gene Ontology annotation, biological process: snRNA transcription by RNA polymerase III; snRNA transcription by RNA polymerase II. NCBI's taxonomy places the organism in Eukaryota, Metazoa, Mollusca, Bivalvia, Ostreida, Ostreidae.